AUGACUACGAGGAGUAAUACCGACCCCGACAAUCUGCUCCCGUUAACGGACCCUGAGGCUAUCAUCCAAUCUGGUAACGCCAAAGAACGCCGACUCAAACACCUUAAUUCCAACCCAACUGCCCCGCUCCCACCUCCUUCCGAAACUACACCUUCCACCGUGAUGUCCGAUGAAACGUCUGGAUCUACUCGCACGGCAGACGCAUCAGACAUGCAGACAGCCAAAGACUGGUUCAAGUCCGUCUUCAAGAUCCAACACGCAUUCAUUGUUGAGGCACAGGCCGACCGUCAACAAGCUGCAGAAGAUCGCCGACAGGCUCUAGAGGAUCGCCGCGCGGACCAACAGAUCCUUAUCUCUGCUCACCAAGCCAGUGCUGCCCACAUCAGCCGUUUAGAAGAAUUACUCCUGGCAAUGAGCAUCAAGAACAAAGUCAAAGCCCAACCGGUACAAUCAACGCCGGGCAAGAUUGACCUCCAGAAGUUCCGCACUUCGGAUGGACCAAUGUAUUGCGGGCCAUUUCAGGAGACCGAGUCCUUUUUACGCUGGAUUCAUGGAGUCCAAAUUUUUUUCGAUACCAAGGACAUUACCAAUGCAGCGGACAAGAUCAAGAUCCUUGGUAAUCUCAUUGCCGAAACAAACCUACAGUCCUUCUAUGCCAACGAGGCGGCCAACUUCCUCACCAAGUCUUGGGAGGAAUUUAAAACACGGUUGUUCGACUUUGCGCUCCCUACUAAUUGGCGGUCCGGGCUACAACGUCAGAUUCACCAACUCGAUAUGUCACCGGCGGAAACGUUUCUUGAGUAUAGCACGCGAGCCCGUACGUUGCAGAGCCUGUUUAAUUUCGAUGCCAGCAAAUCCUCAAAACUUGGGGACCUCCAACUCGCCCAAUUUGUGGUCUAUGGGUUGCCGGAUUCCCUCCAGGAUCAGAUUAACAAGCACCAACUCCUUGAAGUGGCCCCGUUCACUUACGGCCCGUUUGAGAAACAAGCCAACACUUCCUUCAUGGCGUUACAACAACCGACCAACCCACCUAUUGUGUCUAGAUCAACACCGAGCGCACCGCCAAGCCUUGCUGUAAAGCUCAAAAGUGUUUGUGAAAACCUUUUGCUGAGUGUGGAAAGGGAUGAAUGA
Molecule: messenger RNA, 1131 nt
Organism: Puccinia graminis f. sp. tritici CRL 75-36-700-3
Lineage: Eukaryota; Fungi; Basidiomycota; Pucciniomycetes; Pucciniales; Pucciniaceae
Exons: 1
Coding region: 1-1131 (376 amino acids)
Source: RefSeq, a predicted model, not a curated record